This is a messenger RNA of Aspergillus tanneri, 381 nucleotides long. RefSeq lists its product as uncharacterized. The transcript has a single exon. Bases 1 to 381 code for a protein of 126 amino acids. Lineage: Eukaryota; Fungi; Ascomycota; Eurotiomycetes; Eurotiales; Aspergillaceae. The record is from RefSeq and is a predicted model, not a curated record.
AUGGACACCCCUGCUGGUUGGCUUCCAGUCGAGCUAGUUCAUGAAAUCCUUCUCGAACUCGACCCAGUCAGUCUUGGAAAGCUGCAUCGAGUUAAUGCCCGCGAUAUUUGCGCGUCAUGCAAGCUGCAAAGUGCGCCUCACAUUUCUCUAUUCGACAGCUAUUUGCAGAGCUAUGCCACCCCUGGUGCCGGACAUGUACUGAUUCUGGCCCUUUUAUUUACAUUCCAACAGUAUCCCGCUCAUGCUGUCGCUGUAGUCGUAUCCGAACCCCAGCACCAAUUGGCUUCUCUUGUCGUCCGAUUCCACAUGGAUCUGUCGGAGGAAGACAUCAGAUCGCUUCCAAACAUGCGCAUUCACCGGCUGAGACAUGAAGGGAAUUGA